CGCACGAAACUACACCACAAUUAAACCCCAAUUAGAGCUCAAGUUUUUAAACUCUAAUAGGGUGCAGUAUAGGGCAAGUAUUUAGAUAUCGACCCGGGCCGGUCCGUCUAUCCUUACUUCCAUUGUUGAAAUCAUUAUCUAGCAACUAAACUUUGGUUUAAAAGGUUUGCUAAUUGAAGUAAAAGAAAACAAAGGUGAUUGGGUUUGAAAACUCUUUUGUGGGAAAGUCACUCGGGUUUCGGUUCCCCCUAACCGCUACCAUGCUAUGUGGAUUGGAACGAUUGUCUCUGGCACGUUAAUCGUGAACCGCAGAGGAAUGCAUAUGUGGUCGGAGACCACAGUCUCAAUUGCUAAACUGAGGUGAGGAUGAAAGUCGUGUCACUCGACCCUCUAGGUUUAGACAAUCGGUAAUUGACUUUCACUCCCCAUUCUCUUUUAAAUAAAGAUCGCCCUCGAGCCCUGGGCAGGUCGGCCGGGUCUUUCCCUGUUGUUCUGUUUCCGCCACGAGAAAGACGCACGGAAGAGAUAUGCCCAGCGCGCGGAGGAUCCGUUGAGACUUUCUGUUGUCUCGGUAGGGAAAACUCCCUCACUCAACUCUAAGGUCGGACGGUUUAACCACGAUUAAUCGUCUUGUUUAAUUCAAUAUUGAGGAUUUCCCUAACUCAACCUAGUUUAGGUGGCUUAGAAAGCGGAAGGAAAACCAACUCGAUUGAGUCUCCCUUGAAAGGGGGUUUUUCCUUUCUAAACUAGGCUAAGGUGGCAAAUUAGAUUACUAGCACCUAAAUGCACAAACUUGGGGGGUGCUAAGCAGAAUUAUGCACAAUCCCUAGGAUGCUAAGCACAAAACAUGCACAACCCCUAAGUUGCUAAGAACAAGCAUGAAUAAUCAUGGUGAAUAAUGCCUCAAACAUUGAAUUGAACAAUACCCAAUCACAAUCAUCCAAACCACAUACAAGAAAACUACAUGGUAGAGUUAGAGUUUCACUACACCCAAGUGAAAGAAGUUCUACUCCAUGGUCGAAGUAGGAAGAACAAAAGGGAAAAUUGUGGAAACCAUCUUUGGUGAUGCCUCCUCUCUUCUUGACCCUUGAGUUGAAGCUUUCCUUGGGGAAAUCUUCCCACAAAUCUGCCUCGAAGCCAAAUCCUAACCUUCUUCUUCCCUUUGGUUCUAUUUCUCUCACUAGAAUGCUGAAGAAGGUAUUUCUCACAAAAGUGGGCUCUCUCUCUCUCUCCUUCUUUCAGCUCAGCUUUUAAACCCGAGAAGAGCUGAGUUCACGGCCGUGAACCAUCAAACGCGUCCGUGAACUCAAGGCGUGCGCCAAAACGCUCUGCAUCGCUCACGUCCGUUCACGGUCUUAGUGACCGUUAACUCACCUUGCGUCAGUAACCUUCACAUUGGCUCUGGACCCCUCGCAAUUCACAGUCAAGUCCCCUUCUUCACGGUCUUGCCUGACCGUGAACUCCUUCAGUUAACCGUGAACUGGCGCUUUUUCACCCCUUCUCCCGGUUUUUUGUCCUUUUCGCCAAUCUUUCGAAUCCGAGGCUGGUUUCACCUGUUAAAUCCUGAAAUACACUCAAAUACGAAGAACCUAGUGUAAAACCGACCUUUAAGGAGCGAAUUUGGCACAAACAUCUAAGUAAAACGGGGGCAAAACGUGUGCAAUUAGACCCGAAUCAAAAAUGCAAGUUUUAUUUUUGAAAAGUAAGGAAAUGUAAACCGGCUGUUGGGGUACCUCCCAACUAGUUCGUAUUUUUUGUCUUAUCGCCAGACGAUUAUCUUCAAGUAUUCGAUCCAACUUAGAAACUUCUUGAAGUUGAGGUUCUUGUCGGUAAGGUGGUGUCUCAAGUCACGAACUUUGGAUGAUUCCAAGCUUGAGGGCUCGUGAACUUGAGUGGUCUUGAGGCUCCACCCACGAGACCUCUCAUUCUUUCCUUCAUCCUUCUUCUCUUUGCCCCCACACAGUGUAGUGCAACAUCGAUUGACUUCCAUCGCAUCCAUCAUGAGGGAUCGCCGAUAGUUUGGCUUUGGCUUGGUAAAGAGCCGCAAAUGGGUCCUUCUCCAAAAGUGUAUCAAGGUCGGGUGGAAAUCUUUGAUAGCACUCGUAACUUGUUGAAGCUUCAUCCAACACGAUCUUGUCCUCAUCAUGGAAACCAUUUGCUUCUUCAACCUCUCCUCUCUUUUCUUCAAUUCGUUCCGCCACUUGGGAACGUUCAAGAUCUUCCUCUUCUUUGAUGCUCACUUCCUCUUCCACAACCUCCCUUCUCUCCUACUCGACAUCCUUUCCUUUUUAUUCAAAUGGUAGGAGAUGAUUGUGAGCGAGUCGUGCACAUGCUUGCUCAACAAUCUCUUCUAGUCUCUCUGUUUUUUGGAGGAACUCCUCCGUUGACCGUUGAAAAGAUGAGUCGAUAGGGGUGGUGGUUGAGGAUUCCACAUUAGACCACGCUUUGGUAUCCCGAUUAAACCGCUCCACAUGAGCUCCAAUUGGCUCAUCGAUCAUUAUGGAGUGUAGCAAGAUUGUCCCAUACUUGAGGAUUCUCCAUCGGAUCCCCGGGUAAACCGUUCCACCAAGAGUUCCAAUUUGCUUCUUGGCUCCGGUGGUGGAAGGAAAUCUUCUCGGAAUGAGGAAGCCUCUUCAUCCCCAUUGGUAUGGUUAUUCUUCUUGAAAAGGGGGUUGGUAAAAGAAUUGGAACCCUUGACUUCCACUAUCUUGAUUGUUCCAUGAAGUUUCGGGGUAACCAUCUUCGGGUAUUGACCCCCACACUUUGGUGAAGCAUAAAGUUCCAUGAUUCAAAAACUUCUACACAAACAAAAACACUAAAAAGAAAAUUAAACACAUACAACCACCCUUCGGGGAGAAGAGUGGGUGAAAAACAAAGCACGAAAAGAAACAAACGCGAAAAUAACAAAAACACAUAAAAACGCAAACAAGAACGCAAAAUAACACAAGCUUUACAUUCCAUUGUUUCAUGGGAAAAUGAAUCCAGAAGCCUAUCUUGAUUGGAAGGAGAGAUGGAAGUCUUCUUUAGAAAUUAUUAUUAUUUAGAUUUGAAAAUGGUACAACUCGCUUCAUUCACAGGUUAUGUUGUUGUAUGGUGGGAUCAACUUUGUGCAUCGUGGAGACGAGAUAUCAAUGUGCAAAUAGAGCAUUGGGCAAUAAUGAAGCGGGUCAUGAGAAGGAUAUUUGUACAUGAUGAUAGACACCCUCAAACUACUCUGCAAAGUCGACACCAAAGUUUCAAGAUUUCCGAAGAUUACUGUAGGAGAUCUUUUCCUUCACGAGAGAUCUAGUCAAACAAGCAAACUACUUAUCAUAAGAAGGAAGAUCCCACAAUUAAAUCACUACCAAUCAAAUCAAUACACUCCUCCUCCAAUCAGAAAGAUUACAAACCCUCCACAUAUUCUGCAAUUAAAAGCCCUACUAUUUCUUCUAAAUCCUCCGCCACUACACUACCCUCCGCUAGAUAGCAUUUCAACAUUGAACUCUGUCUCCGAUGAUGUUGCGGAGUGCAACAGAUUCGGCUUCCACCGUCGCCAGAGGAAAUGACAGAUCUAGGUUACCGGUCAAUAAAUCUGGACCGGGUUCUUGCUGCUCUUCAUCUUCCGAUCGUCAUUGGCGGUAAUAGUGAGACGGUGGCCGACUUCCAAAAUGGUGAAUCACACAACGACCCUCAUCUCACAAGUUGUGGCUGUCGCUGCCGCCUACCUCCUCCAUUGUCGUCGACGCCCUGGGACAAUGUCGCCGCUAGAGAAGAAAGUGAGUCUUCAGAUCUAACCCUUCCUCAAUCGACUCCAUUGUCAUCGACGCCCUCGAUGCCUGCCCCGUCCAUCGUCAUGGACGACCUAUGACCAUGCCGUCGUUGGAGGAGAAAGGGAGAAUAUAAUUGGGAACUUGGGAGGGUUUUUGAAAGGGGAGUGGGGAGGAGACGGUUCCAGAGGUAGGCGGCCAAAUAUGCAAAUAUAUAUUAGGGUUUGUGAGAUGCAAAAUAAAUUUAGACAUAGUUAACCUUUAUAAAAUUAUAACCCUUGGAUUAAAAUUACAUCUAACGGUAGGAAACUAAGUUAUCACAGUGUUAACCCCUUAGGGGGUUAUCACCUAAUGUCAUUCCUCAUUAAUCAAAUUAUUCCUCUUUUUGUUUCUUUACUUUGAUUUUGACAAGAUUUCUGUCACACCACAUACCUAGUUUUUUCUGAAAUUCCUAAAAUGCCCCUCUUAUUGAUUAAACCUAAACUAAUAUUCCGGAUAAGAUUACCCUUGGCUAAGUUCAAGCGGCAGCAAUGGACCAAGCCUAAUUGGUAACAAUUUCGAGCCCAACCUUUUCUUUCCCAAGCUCUGAUCGAUCUAUAACUUAACCAACUCAUGUCCUACCUCGUAGUAUCCACAGCAAGGUUGCGGAGGACGAAAGCAAAUAUGGGAUUCCACGUCUGCAACCCUCUCCCAGCCCUAGACACGCAUUAGAGAGGUAAGGGAAUUAUCCCGGUCCAUUUAAUUAUAGAAUCAUUUGCUAUUGAGGAAUGUGGGGGCUCGCAGUAGGUUACUAAUUGAAGGAAUAGGCUACAUGUGGGCGAUGCAAUGGAAUUGUGGGUGAUGGAUUAUUGACCAAAAGAAGCUCGGUUACAAGUUAGAAACCAAAAGCCUCUUUACAAAUUAGUAACUAAGUUUAGUUACUUUACGUGGAAUGCAUGGUAGUUUAAUUAAUAUAAAGGGGUUGGAUUGAUGGAAUCAAACAUGGAUUAUAGUAAAGCAAGCAAAUGGGUUAAUAAUUAUAUGUGAGGUGGACGUAUUCUAUCUGUAGGGGAAAAGAAAAGGAAGAUGGUGUAUGGACAAGUACAAGGCCUAUAAGGGCGUUGGCAUCACCGGGGCAAAAUAUAAGUCGAUAAUCGAUUUGAAAUUAAAGUGCGUAGUUAAAGGGGACUAGAGUAGUUUCGUAAUUAGUGUAUGCAUUUAAGUUCAUGUUAUGCAUUUCAGUUCUUGUUUUAUGUUCAGUCAUUCCUUAUAUACUUUCAGUUCUUGUUUUAGGACUAGGACUGAACCCAACGCCCGCACUCAGGAGCUGCAAGAAAGCGGAAGCAAUCGAUCACUCGUCAGUAGGAAGCUGCUGCUCGAAAUAUCAUCUUCGCAUGGGUUAGUGAUGGCAAAAGUUUUCAAGUGAACCCUUUCACUUAUGUACUUCUAUUAGUAGGCUUGAGAUUGAUACUCAUCUAUGAUUUGGUAAGAGAGAUUUCCUAUAGCGAUUUGAAAUUAUUUAUGUUGUUCUUUCAUUUUGAGUUAUUUUGAUUAUUCAAUGACAUUUUGGUAAAAGUAGUGUUCGACCGAGCUAGGGUGUUACAAUUUAAAUGUGGAGAUUGAAAUUUUUUUCGUAGUUUUUUUUCUUCUUUCGGUGUUUCCCUGUUGGUUUGUUUUUCUUCUGAUUGCUUGGUCUUUCUUUCAUUAUUUCUUCUCAUCUAUUCCUUGAACAAUAUUUUUUUUACAUAAUCCUUCAUCUUUUAAGCGUGAAUAACUCAACAGCAAACAAAAUAAAAAUCAUAUCACACAAGUAAAAGAUAUUUAAUGAAUUGAUAAAACAACU
Molecule: messenger RNA, 5568 nt
Organism: Linum trigynum
Lineage: Eukaryota; Viridiplantae; Streptophyta; Magnoliopsida; Malpighiales; Linaceae
Source: the annotation of a GenBank genome assembly